AUGCCGGACGACUACAUGGACGACGUCGACGAGGAGGAAGAGAUCACGCAGGAAGAUGCGUGGGCGGUGAUCAGCGCCUACUUCGAGGAGAAGGGGCUGGUGCGGCAGCAGCUGGACUCGUUCGACGAGUUCAUCCAGAAUACUAUGCAGGAGAUUGUUGACGAGUCUGCCGACAUAGAGAUUCGCCCGGAGUCCCAGCACAACCCCGGUCGCACCUCCGAAUUCCUAGAGGUCAUUCUCUUCUCGUCCCGGAGCUCGGUAGUUAGAAACAGAACAAGAAAAGAAAAAUUCAUCUUUAUGAACCACAAGAUUCUGUAACGUUAUGAUUCAAUGUGACGCUGACCAUAAUUCCCAUGGGAAAAAACUUCUUAAUAAGUCAUUAAAUCGAUUUGCGUAUUAGCUCUAUCUAAGAUGUUGGUAUCGUGGAUUGCCUAUAUGCAGACCAUCUACAAGAUUAGAUUUGGUCAGAUCUAUUUGAGUAGGCCUAUGAUGACUGAGUCGGAUGGAGAGACGGCGACCUUGUUCCCAAAGGCUGCAAGGCUGAGGAACUUGACAUAUUCUGCGCCUUUGUAUGUGGACGUCACAAUGAAGGUCAUAAAGAAAGGACACGAUUUUGAGGAAGUAACAGAGCCACAGGAGUUUCCCAAAGUAUUCAUUGGCAAGGUGAACUUCUGAUCGCUGUCCAUAAAGUUUAGCUGAACAUUCAACGUUUGCGAUUUCUGUUGACUGUUUCAUUUUAUGGCUUGCAUAUUCUUUUAGGUUCCAAUCAUGCUUCGAUCAAGCUACUGCACUUUGUAUCAGAAUUCGGAGAAAGAUCUUACGGAACUUGGAGAGUGCCCAUACGACCAAGGAGGAUAUUUCAUAAUUAAUGGGAGUGAAAAGGUUCUGAUUGCACAGGAAAAAAUGAGCACCAAUCAUGUCUAUGUGUUUAAGAAGAGACAACCCAACAAAUAUGCCUAUGUGGCUGAGGUCAGGUCUAUGGCAGAGUCACAGAACAGACCAGCGAGCAGCAUGUUUGUGCGAAUGCUUUCUCGAACCAGUGCCAAAGGGGUCAGUCGUUUUUCUUGUUUAUGGUUGUGAUUUUCUUGUUGAAAAUCAAAAUUUUGAGCUUUUUGUUGUUCGUUCAUAUUCUAACCUUCUCAAGAAAAAACUUGAUAUAACGUACCUUUGCAUGUGCAGGGUUCUUCAGGACAGUAUAUUCGGGCUACGCUUCCAUAUAUCCGAGCAGAAAUUCCGAUAAUUAUUGUUUUCCGAGCAUUAGGGUUUGUUGCUGACAAAGAUAUAUUGGAACACAUAUGCUACGAUUUUUCUGAUACGCACAUGAUGGAGUUGCUGCGGCCAUCUUUAGAAGAAGCAUUCGUGAUACAAAAUCAACAGGUCAUUUCCCACGUUAAAUGUCGUUUGCAGUGCCCUUUAGUAGAUAUCUUAGGUUGGUCAGGGUAUGGGAUGGUUUGUUCUGGUAUUUGGAUGUAUCUUAUUUGGAUGCAACUCGAAAGACAAUCUAUUAGUGAAAAAUGCAGAAUAUUGCAUGACUCUGUCUUAAAUCUUUUGCGACGAAACAUUGUUUGACAAGUUUUGUGCCUGUCUAUUUUAGAUAUACUGGGGCAAUAGUCUUUAAAUAUAAUCAUGUUUUAUAACAUGUUGUGAUCAAGCUGGUUAGUGGGAAUGGCUGUAUCUCAAUGGGGGACUCAUGCUAGUGAGUUGGUACUCUGAUGAUUCGAAUAAGGUUGGCUGGGCUAAUAUCCACCUUAUGCUGAAAAAAUGAACGAACCGAGGGAAAGUCUAUCAUGUGUUUGUAUAGUACAGACUUUACCUAUUAAAUAACCUUUCAGUGACCAUGGGAUGUCCUUUUAUUGGAGUUUAUACCUCUUUCUCAGGUUGCACUGGACUAUAUUGGUAAGAGAGGAGCAACCGUUGGUGUUACGAGGGAAAAGAGAAUCAAGUAGGAUGAACUGAACAUGUUGCUUUUCAAUCAAGAGCAUGAUUCUGCAAUGUCUUGGAACGUCUGUUAUAAUUUAUCAUUGAGAUAUUGUUUGGUCCUCUUGUAAAUGAAUCAUCUGUUUAUUUUUGCAGAUAUGCAAAGGAGAUUUUACAGAAGGAGAUGUUACCUCAUGUUGGCGUUGGAGAAUACUGUGAAACGAAGAAAGCCUACUAUUUUGGGUAAAUUUUGGCUAAUUUUUUAGUCUUGUUUCAAAUAUUUUUUGGCCCGUGGCCUGACACUAAUCCAGAGGGGUGAGCUGAAUCUGGCCAUGAAGUUCUUUCUCAGGAGUUCACGGGAUUCGUAAAAAUGCAUCUAUAGCCUCAGAAUAUGAAAUUUAUUUGCGGUUCAACUAUGCCUACUCUGCUCUUCUGAAACUCUUUUUUGGUACCACUUACCAUGGUAGAUACCAAAGUUGUGGCUCAUCUAUUAUACCACUAGAUUUUUGGUGCUGAUUCACGGUUAUAUGUGGCUUUUUAACACAGUGGAUGAAUUUACAGCUAGCAUGACUACUUGAAGUCCAAUAAAGAAGUUGUUUAAAAUGACAAGUCCAAGAAGAAAACUUGGUUCUUUUGUGAAUUGUUCAUCUAGACUAAGGACUCUCGCUUCUAUUUUCACUAAUAUCUAGCCUUUAGAAAGGAAGCUUUGGAACAUUAAAAAACAGUGGAUCUCAAUGUUAAAAUUAAGCUUUGCAAAACAGCUCUGUUUGUCUUUCAAGGUAUUUUGAAUCUUUGGUUAUAAGUGAGGAAUCCAGCAUAUUAAAUAUUAAUAGUUAACCGUCUGAAAAAUACCUUUUCUGAGGACCGUGGUAUCGUACAGACUUAUGGCCUGGUUUGUUUUGAUGGCUGGGCUGACUUGUUUAAGGGUUCAUUUCACACAUACAAUUACAUGAGGAUGGGUUUACGAGGGUCACAGAAUGGUUGAAGUCCGAGGGUAGAACCUUUAAAAUGAGAGUCAUUUCAAGAGAUACAUUUUACAAGUUUGCAGGUGAGAAUAGAUGGGGCGGGUUUACCUGUGACAUGAAGCAAAUAAAUAUUGAUGGUCAAAGGGCUGACUCGUAUGAGAGUCAGGUUAACUCGUGGGUGGGAGCAAAUCCUGUAGAUAUCUGUCAAGUUUAUCUUGUUAGAGAAGAUGAGGUGGCCGUGCCACGAUUUAGACAGUAUAUCUUAUGAUGAUAGGUUGACCCUAGACCAACAGUGUGUUGUCCUUUCUGGUAAAGUUACUUUAACCUUACAGAAAAAAAAAGCUUUUUGCCAGGUCUAAAACACCAUUUUCUCCUAAAGUUUCUCUUAAAUUAUCAUUCAUUCUCUCCUAAAGUGUGCAUGCUAGAAAUGAGUUUAUGUUUUUCCUUUUUCAGAUAUAUCAUUCAUCGGCUUCUGCUUUGUGCACUUGGACGGAGGCCGGAAGAUGAUAGGGAUCAUUAUGGGAAUAAGAGACUUGAUUUAGCUGGUCCACUGCUUGGUGGUUUGUUUAGAAUGGUCUGUCUCUUGGUGUUUCGAAGGCAACAUAUUCCAUUCCUCAUCUUUGGGAUCUGAAUAUUACCAUGUGUUUUGUUGUGGUCGCAGCUUUUCAGAAAAUUGACAAGGGAUGUGAAGUCAUAUGUUCAGAAGGUUUUCCCUCUUUUUAUGAACCUCUCUGUUACGGUGUUAAAUCUAGCUGCUUCUAUGCUCUUGUUGGUUUCACUUAUUAACUAGUGUUUCAUGGUUGCGUGUGGUAGUGUGUGGAUAAUGGAAAGGACGUUAACUUGCAAUUCGCAAUCAAAGCAAAGACCAUCACAAGCGGUCUCAAGUAUUCUCUUGCUACUGGGAACUGGGGACAAGCAAAUCAAGCUGGUACAAGGGCAGGAGUUUCUCAGGUGUGCUUUUUUCUGAGUGGGACGAACUUUUUAUAAAACCCAAAUCAUGAGAUGUUUAGUGACGUCCUUUUGAACAGUAUGCGCUAAAGUCACUUUAAAUUUGGCAGGUCUUAAAUAGAUUGACAUAUGCCUCUACCUUAUCUCAUUUGCGAAGAUUAAACUCUCCUAUUGGCCGUGAAGGUAAAAUCUUUCCUUUGAUACUUUUAGUCUGACGAGUCUCUAGUUUUUCUUUGUGUGACUUUCCUGUUUUGCAUGUAUCGUAUGCCCAUCCCAGUCUUUGGGCAUUUCUGUAGGCGGUUUCUCAUUGAAUCCUCUUGCCUAAUCAGGAAAGUUGGCAAAACCGCGACAGCUGCACAAUUCUCAUUGGGGAAUGAUGUGCCCUGCGGAAACUCCUGAAGGACAGGUAGCAUUCCAGAGCAUCUGCAUACCGAGCUGAAUAUAUAUGUCGACAGAACCAUUUUUCGAAGGUUUUGUUCUCCUGCUCAUUUAUGUACUGAUUUCUUUGUUGUGCUAGGCUUGUGGACUCGUAAAGAACCUCGCAUUGAUGGUGUACAUUACGGUUGGAUCCGCAGCAAACCCUAUUUUGGAGUUUUUGGAAGAAUGGAGUACUGAAAAUUUUGAGGUUCUCUCUCCUCAACACAAUGGAUGCUUUAAAUCUUUUGUAUGAUUGUUUUUUGCUGACCUCCUUGGAGUUUUUUUAUACACAGGAAAUAUCUCCCGCUGUCAUUCCUCAGGCAACUAAAAUUUUUGUUAACGGGUGUUGGGUUGGCAUUCAUCGGAAUCCAGAUCUCCUGGUGAAAACCUUAAGACAGCUGAGACGACAGGUUUCUAGCUAAAAACUCUUUGAUUAGCUUGCUGUGGCAUCUUAGUAUGAUGAAAUCUUUGUCAUGUACUUAUUUAAGUCUGCCACGGUAAAAUAUAUUUGUGCGAACUCACCUUGGAGCAAGGAAAAUCAUGGGAACUGACCACCAGAAAAAAGAGGAGAGUGAUACUCAUCACAUUUUCUUUCAGUGUAUUCACAUAUUAGUCCUGUAAUUGUCAGGGUAUAAGUUUCGCUAGAUGCUCUUUGUUAUCAAACUGUGGUAUCUUCCUUAGGGUAUAUUUUGAAUUUUCUAGACAUCAACAACUAACCGUGAUCCAAAUUGCUUCACAAAUUGGCUUUUUGAAAAUUAGACAUCGUAGAUAAGCAUCAUCUUUAGUAGGAAAGUUUUGCACUUCGGAAAUAUCAGGGACAAUGAGGAGCAAAAGUAGGCCAUAUUUCUCAUGUAAUCAUUUUUAGUGCACAAAAUCAUCAAUUUUUAUGAAACUGUUAUUUACGACAAAAAAAUUAGUAAUAGAUGUACGAGAUGGAUGUACUGUAGCCGCGAAAGUAGAAGAGACCCAAAGAAAUUUUGUGAUGAGGCGUCAAAAAUAAAUCAGCUUGAAUUGUAUGACGAGGCAAAGUCUUGAUGCCGAGGCAGACUAUAUUAAUGCAUUACUUAAACAUAAUGUACUGAUUUGAUUUUAAUGUAUUGUGGUUGUUGGACUAUGGUUAUGGUGUGAUGACCCCACCCCGAGUGAUUGUUAAUUGUUCAGUUAGUAUCAAGUACCUUAUGAAUAGUGCAUUACGUUGCUACUUCCAUCUGUCAUUUUUUUGGUUUGGAAGACUUUGUGUUGCAUUUUUAUCAAAUUUCCAGUUUAGCACAUCCUCUGCUAUUCAUUGAUGUUAGAAUGAAUGAUUUUCUUUCUCUUACGCCAUGUGAGAGCAAUGGCAUAGUUUUGGCUGUGCUCUUUUCUUUUCUCUGACUAGAAUGUUGUCUUCACGGUUGUUGAAAGAAGUGCCGUGUCUUUUGAUUGAAGCUGCAUCUGAAUCGUAACUUGAAGAGUUGCCUGUUGUGGUGUUCGUUAAUGUUGCACUGUGGCCUGCUUAUCAAUGGUUGAUACUUUUAGGUUGAUGUCAACACUGAAGUGGGAAUUAUACGAGAUACUCGUCUUAGAGAGCUGCGACUUUACACAGACUAUGGUCGCUGCAGCCGUCCAUUGUUUAUCGUGGAAAAGCAACGGUUGCUCAUAAAGAAAAAACACAUUCGAGCUUUACAACAAAGGGUCAUUAUUCAAGAACUUACCUCUGCCUGAAAUUUCCUAGGAUUCUUUUGGCUAAUUCUUCUGAGUAGGGGAUCUUAAUUUUCAACUCAUGCAGGAAACCCAAGAGGAAGGAUGGCACGAUCUAGUAACGAAGGGCUUUAUAGAGUACAUUGAUACAGAAGAAGAGGAGACUACAAUGAUAUCCAUGACUAUCAAUGUAAGUCUUAGUCAUAACGGUAAAAACAGUUGCUUCUGUUGAUAAUUCUUUGUUCCCUGUAUUGGUUAUGUGCUUAUGUCGACACAGUGAACUUUGGGGCAAGAGAUGGACUUAUGAUUGUAUGAGAGGAUUCUUUUUAUUUAUUUAUUUAUUUAUUGUGUGCGGGUUUGGCUUUUUUAUGGUUCAGGAUCUGAUAAAUGCGAGACAAAAUCCGGAGGAGGCAUAUGCUGAAACAUAUACUCACUGUGAAAUCCAUCCAUCAUUGAUAUUGGGUGUCUGUGCAUCAAUCAUACCCUUCCCGGAUCACAACCAGGUCUAUUCUUAGGCUUACUGGGAUUACUGUCACAAGAUUUCGCAAUGUCAAUGUGUCUGAUAUAUCUCUUCAUGUUAUUUAGUCACCCCGUAAUACUUACCAGUCUGCUAUGGGUAAACAAGCUAUGGGUAUCUACGUCACCAACUAUCAAUUGCGGAUGGUGAGUGAUUUGUGGUUGUAAACCGCUGCCCACUCUAUGUUCCCUUUUCCAUCUUUUUUUUGAUGAAAUCGCACAUGCACUUUGGUUAUUACUGACGAUAUAUUUUUUUUCUUAGGACACAUUGGCGUAUGUCCUCUAUUAUCCACAGAAGCCUCUUGUGACCACCCGUGCCAUGGAGCAUUUGCACUUUAGGCAACUUCCAGCUGGCAUUGUGAGAAACUUUCAUGCCGUGUUUUCUUUCCUUCCUCAUUUUGAAUAUCAUCCUAAUAAUCCUGUUUCGGUAAACUUCAUUUCCUGAUGAAGAACGCUAUUGUUGCGAUUGCGUGCUAUUCUGGAUAUAAUCAAGAAGAUUCUGUCAUCAUGAAUCAGUCCUCCAUUGAUCGUGGAUUUUUUCGGUCCUUGUUCUUUCGCUCUUACAGGUACUCCUAUUUCCCUACUCUGACCAUCAGUCUUGCGCGAUAUUUCGAAAUGAUUAUUCUGCAACGUCUUAAGUUCUUGGAGGUCUUCUUUAGUGUACUAACAAUGGAAUAAUUCCUUACCCAGAGACGAGGAGAAGAAGAUGGGAACUCUUGUCAAGGAGGAUUUUGGGCGUCCAAACAGGGAAAACACAAUGGUUGGUGCCUGUUUAUUCUCAGGAAGAACAGUUCUUAGCAGACGACUUUGUUAUAAAAUAAUUUAUUUUCCAGGGGAUGCGGCAUGGUUCUUAUGACAAAUUGGAUGAUGAUGGUCUUGCACCUCCUGUAAGUGCAUUUGGGUAAAUGGUAUUUUAUUUCUGUGGCGGAAGUACACUCGCCCAUCUUCUUUAUUCUUUUCCUUACAUUAUUGACAUGUGUCUUAGGGUACAAGGGUCUCUGGGGAGGAUGUCAUAAUAGGGAAGACUUCCCCGAUGCCUCAAGAUGAUUCUCAGGGCCAAGCUGCCUCUAGGUAUACCAGACGUGAUCACAGUACAAGCUUGCGUCAUAGUGAGAGUGGGAUGGUGGAUCAGGUGAGAUAUUUCCUCAUGUUGAUAAUUCAGAUCUUGUUGGUUUCCAUGUUGCCAUGGUGGUUACUUCGUACUCUAGAUUAGCAUGAGCACACUGAACCGAAGUUAACCUCUCCUUUUCUCAACUUUUUUCUCUUGUAAACGGAGUUGUGAUCAUACCAGCCUGUGGCUGAAAUGCGAUUGUUGGCCUGCAGAUGGCUUUAGUGUUUAAUCAAUUCCAGCCGUGGUUACAGAAAUGAUGACUAAAAAUCUAGUUGCUAGAUCGAGUUGGUUCUAAUAUACAAGCGUUGAAACUGUUUCUAGAUUUUAAUGAAAAACUAUGAGCCGCAUUGAAAAAUGAACAUGAGUUUUCCAGUCUUUCUAAAAUGGGAGAAAGUUGUUCCUUUUUCUUUUGCUGCCAUCUGAAUCCUGUUUUUCACAGGUACUGUUGACGACCAAUGCUGAUGGCUUGAGGUUUGUGAAAGUACGAAUGAGGUCUGUUAGGAUUCCUCAGAUUGGUGAUAAGUUCAGCAGCAGGCACGGUCAAAAGGGGACUGUGGGUAUGACCUACACGCAAGAGGACAUGCCCUGGACGGUGGAAGGCAUCACCCCUGACAUCAUCGUGAACCCACAUGCCAUUCCUUCUCGAAUGACCAUUGGUCAGCUCAUUGAAUGCAUCAUGGGGAAGGUCGCCGCUCACAUGGGAAAAGAGGGAGAUGCGACUCCAUUCACCGAUGUCACGGUAUGCAAGCCUUGAAAUCGUCAAAUCUUGAUUUUCUAGGCCCUUCUUCUUGGUCUUACCCAUGAAGUAUAUAAAUUUAGGUGUGUUUUUCAAUUAGUUUAUAAGGGAAUCGUAUGCAAAUUUGCAAUUAUAUCUGGUGAAUUGUUAUAAGUUUGAUGUAACUCUAAUUAUUGUUGAAAACGAGAAUAUUAAUGUCGGUCUAAUAAGGUUCUGGCAUGCAUUUUAUGUGUUCCCAUGACAUCUUAUGAGCUCAAAGUCCUUUUCAACACUCUAACUAGGGAAAGCUCUUCACAAUGUUACGUUUAUCGUUGUCUCAGGUGGAUAAUAUCAGCAAAGCUCUUCACAAGUGUGGCUACCAGAUGCGCGGUUUUGAGACCAUGUACAAUGGGCACACUGGAAGAAAAUUAACGGCCAUGAUUUUCCUCGGCCCCACAUACUACCAGAGAUUGAAGCAUAUGGUUGACGACAAGAUCCAUUCCCGGGGCCGUGGCCCUGUCCAGAUCCUCACCAGGCAGCCUGCCGAAGGGCGGUCUCGAGAUGGGGGCCUACGCUUUGGAGAAAUGGAGCGCGACUGCAUGAUUGCCCAUGGAGCUGCUCAUUUCCUCAAGGAGAGGUUGUUUGACCAGAGUGAUGCGUACAGAGUCCAUGUGUGUGAGAAAUGUGGGCUCAUCGCCAUUGCCAAUCUGAAGAAGAACACGUUUGAGUGCAGGGGCUGCAAGAACAAGACUGACAUCGUUCAGGUGAUUCUUCCCUCCCACUCAAGAAAGGUUUUACCCAAAUUAGUACCCUUAGUGGUGGGACAGCAAGAACAAGAUUAUCAACCUGCUCCACCCUCCACAUCAAACAGAAAAAACUUAAACCCCCCGUUUUUAUCAUUGCCCAUUACCUUAAAACCACCCCCGUUUAUAGGGAUGUGCACUUUGGCCCUCUUUGUUACUAAUUUUCGUCUGUGCUUUCCGAACAAGGAACAAGAACUAGUAUGUUAAAUUUCCUUUUUUUUAUGAAAUCUCUUGCUUUAAAUCAUUCAAUGGAGGUCCUUUGGCUCUGAACUUCUCAUCCAUGGAUCUCGACCUUCACUUGACAAUUAUGCUGUGAAAAUGCAGGUGCACAUACCAUAUGCUUGCAAGCUUCUCUUCCAGGAACUGAUGUCCAUGGCGAUUGCUCCCAGAAUGCUCACGAAGAAAUGA
Spirodela intermedia is the source of this 9477-nucleotide messenger RNA. NCBI's taxonomy places the organism in Eukaryota, Viridiplantae, Streptophyta, Magnoliopsida, Alismatales, Araceae. The record is from the annotation of a GenBank genome assembly.